Messenger RNA from Schistocerca nitens (vagrant locust), 4487 nucleotides. It is a transcript of the gene cnc, whose product is annotated as segmentation protein cap'n'collar. Gene Ontology annotation, molecular function: RNA polymerase II cis-regulatory region sequence-specific DNA binding; DNA-binding transcription factor activity, RNA polymerase II-specific. The coding region runs from base 16 to 2517 and encodes 833 amino acids. NCBI's taxonomy places the organism in Eukaryota, Metazoa, Arthropoda, Insecta, Orthoptera, Acrididae. The record is from RefSeq and is a predicted model, not a curated record. Gene Ontology annotation, biological process: regulation of transcription by RNA polymerase II. The transcript has 15 exons. Gene Ontology annotation, cellular component: nucleus.
GGGAGGCGAGGCGCCAUGGGCAUGCCACGGGUGGUGAGGGCGUCCAGCUGGAACCGCGGUCGCAGCCGCCGCCCCAAGAGGCUGGCACGAACAGACAUGGACCUGAUAGAGGUGCUGUGGAAGCAGGACGUGGACCUGGGGUUCUCCCUGGAGGAGCUGCAGCCCGCAGACAAGCCCGGCAAGAGCCCUGCAGACGAUGACGUCGCCACCCUGAAGGCCAUCGCCGCUAGCGACCCCAAACCGCGCUCUAAGAAAGACGAUGACAGUGAGGAUGAACGGACUUCUAACCCGGAUGACCCAUGGGCUGGCCUAUCGUACACAAUCGACUUGGAGACAGGAGAGUAUGUGCUCAAGGAUAGUCUAUGUGAAGAACUCAGUAACACACCCGCAACCAUCUUAGUUGAUGAAGCACCAUCUUCACUGCUUGAUCUUCAGGAAUUCUCACUUGAAGAGGCAUUACAGCUUGUGGGACUGAAUGAAAGUUCCACAGAGCCAACAAAGGAGGAAAGUCCACUCUCAGAGCCAGUAAUACCAGCACCACCUGCAAAGACUGGCACUGAUGGAGAUGUGAAGAAGGACGCUGCUGAGAAAGAUCCAUUGGAAACCGCCUCAACACCCUCAACAUCAGACGAGGAGUUGGGCGACAUGAUACAAACAGCGCAGUUCCAUCACCCACACCCCCAUCCACGAUCCUUCCAGGGUCGUGUGCCGGUGGUGCGCACAGCUAGUGUUGAACAGCGCUGGCAAGACUUGGCAAACCUGCUGAGCCUACCUGGAGAAGGUGUUCCUGGCCACACAAACUACCCUCAUCAUCAUCCUCAUCACCCACAUGCACACCAUCCACAUAUUGGCUAUGGCAGCAGUACAGCUGGAGGUGCUGUUGGUGGUUAUGGAGAUACUGCGAGGGGAGUCCUGCUGCACAAUGCCACGCUUGCUCCACCUGUUGGGGACAUGAACGCCACAAGUCCAUACCAUGGCCAUUCUGUUGGAAGCAAUUCAAACCUUGGAACUGCCGUGGCUGCGUCAAUGAACCUGACAAACAGCAGUGAACCAAUGGGAGAUACAGGCUCUACUGCAUCAUAUAAAAUGGAGUCAUCACAUGACAUGAUGUACUAUCAGAAUACCACCACUGAAAUAAGUCAGACAACAGAGGGAUUUUUGUCAUCCAUACUAAAUGAUGAAGAUUUGCAGUUGAUGGACAUGGCAAUGAAUGACAGUAUGUACACGAUGCGCAUGCUGGACUCGACGGGCAGCCCGACUUCUGCGUCGAGCGCCGCCCACGCAGGGGCGGCGGCUGGCGGGGCGACGACUGUGGCCGCUUCCGGCCCGGGGGCGGCGACGGCGGCGUCAGCUGCAGCUGCUGCUGCUGCGGCGGCGGCGGCUGCAGCGGACGAGCGCAUGGACGCGUCCAGCGACAGCGCCGUUAGCUCCAUGGGCUCCGAGCGCGUGCCCUCGCUGUCUGACGGCGAGUGGAUGGAGACUGGCUCCGACUCGGGACACACGGCCGGCGACCACUACGGAGCCGCCGACUACCACGCCAGCAAGUACAGACCUUACGACUACAGCUACUCUGGUCGCCAGCACUCCAGUUCUGUCAGCACUGCCGAGACACAGCACCGUGUGCCACCCAUGGCUCAAAAGAAACAUCAGAUGUUUGGAAAGCGAUGCUUCCAGGAGCAGGGUGCAGGAGCAGCUUCUUCCUUGGGCAGCCAUGGAACAACACCGAGUCUGCCACCAGCGCCUGUAAAGUAUGAGUUCAGUGAGGCAGUACCUGCUGGUGGAAAUGCAUUUGGCACCCCAUUGGAAGCUGGAGUUGCUGCUGCCAAGGCACCAGAGAUGAAAUAUAGCUGCAGUGUUGAAUUUGCAAGGCAUCACCCAGAUGUAAGACCAUCUAUUGACCACAUACAGCACAAUCAUUCAUACCAUCUUCCUGCAGAAAGCACAGGAGCCAUGCAAAGACCUGUUUCAAGAGACAAACAAAAAGGUCGUAAAUCUGAUGAGGAACAUCUGAACAGAGAUGAGAAACGGGCACGAGCAAUGAACAUUCCAUUGCCUGUGAGUGACAUCAUCAAUUUGCCAAUGGACGAAUUUAAUGAGCGAUUGUCAAAAUACGACCUCAGUGAGGCACAGUUAUCACUCAUAAGGGACAUCAGGAGGAGAGGAAAGAACAAGGUUGCAGCACAGAACUGCCGUAAACGGAAGCUAGACCAGAUUCUCAGUCUUGCAGAUGAGGUCAAAGAAAUGCGUGAUCGGAAGAACCGCCUGAUGCAGGAGAGAGAUUACAUGUUGGCAGAACGUCAGCGUGUCAAGGAGAAGUUCAGCCAAUUGUACAGGCACAUCUUUCAGCAACUGCGGGAUCCUGAUGGCAACCAGUAUUCAAUGUGUGAAUACAGCCUUCAGCAGUCUGCAGACGGCACAGUACUGUUAGUGCCUCGAGCAAAUGCAACUGCCUUCCUGGACCCUGAAGCCACUACUGCUGCUGCUUCGUGCAGGAAGCAUGAGGAAGAAAAGGAGUGACCUCAUGUUGCUGUAAGCUCAAACCUGCUCAGAUCAGAAGCGUGACAACUUCAAAAUUGGACACUGGAGCAGGUGCAAAUUCACAGAUGCCUGUUUAUCUUGUGAUUCAUUGUGUUUCUGAAAGUAAAUCUGUAACUGUAAUUGAGAUCUCACAUGACAAGUGGUGUUAUUGGAAAAAAUAGAGACAUUUCAAAUCGGACUGUACUAUAAAAAAUAGAGUUGUAUAUUGAAGGUUGUGCCUGUACAAAUAUAUCAGACAUCGCGAAGAGUGAGUCCCCAAUGUUAUUGAUGGUUACAUACAAAUAUAGUGACAAUAUGAAUAUGGGAUUGCAAUCAGUGGAAAAUGUUACAAGCCUAGAUUGGUGAAAAAUUAAGUGUGCAUGUGUAAAAAGGUAAAUUAUUGGUAACUAAAACUACAUGUUUUUUUCAAACCAAAAGUGGGAAUUAAAACUAAUACCUUUUUAAAUAGGAGUGAAUUUUACUGUAUGAUAUGCGAGAAUUAUAGUGCUUGUUGGCAUCCAUUAUUGCUCUUUUUAUAAUGGCAUUUAACAUUUCUGUUAGAAACUUAGCAUUAAGUAUUUUAAUAUAUUUUUAUGUACAAUUUUCAUUAAUAUUCUUCGAUAAACUAUACUUUUAAGAACAAUUUUGAAGUGAAUUCUGAAUAAGAGAAAAGCGUCUGGGCAAGUAUUGUCUUCUAAAACAACUGAAGUGAGUGUACAGAAAAUUGUGGAGGACAGAGCUAGUGAAUAAAAUAUUGUGCCUUCUUUAAAAUUUAAAUUUUUCUUGAGACUAGUUUCUUAUACUAUACAGUUUAUUUGAAGAAUAUCACAGUGCAAUUUAGUGAAAUACUAUUUAAAUAAUAAAGAUUCAUGAUGAAACAUACUGAUUUUCAGUUUGUUACUCUGUGCUAUUUAGAAAUUUAAAAAGUUUACAAAAACCCAUAAUACGUUAUGUCCAUUGAUGAUGCCAGUGCUGAUGAUCAGUGAUUUUUCUUAGUAGUGUGUAUGUGAGGCUGUGAACUCACUUCAUUCAGUACAUAUAGUUUUAAUAUGUUUUAAGAUUUCUUGUGAUUCAGUUUUGUUGAGAAUAUUAGGUAAUCUUGAAACUAAGGAAUAGCAAAGUAGCUCAGCUAACACAAAGGCCUUAAUAUACAUUGCUUCAAUCAUGCUCACCUUUUAUACUUACAAAACACAUAGUGCUUUUGAGACUUUUUUUAAACAGAAAGGAAAGUUAUUUACUGGUCUGUAUUGUCCCCUGGUGGAAAUAGAGUUUACAAAUAAAUUUAAUAAAAGUGUGAAUAUACAAUUAUUUUUAUAUAACUCAUUAAAUGGGAUCAUACGGCUAGGUCAUUUAUCUCAAUGUAUAUACAAUUUGAUUGAUGCAGAUAUGUGUACAUUUCAUAUUUUAUAAAGAAUAGAGAAUAAUUCUUAGGCAGUUGACAUCAUGUUUUGAUAUCAGCAUUGUAAAAUAGAGCAGUUGCUCUACCUGUAUCAUGUCAGAAUGUAAAGCAUACAUGCUAGUACUGUUCUUUGGAAAUCCACAUGUGCAGAGAAGAGUUCUUUUUUUCCUUUCUGUGUGUUGCACAACAUUAUGUCCGAUGCAGUUGGUAAAAUUUCUUGUGAAUGCAUACUGCUAUGCAUAUAUUGUUUUAUGUUCUUAAAACAUUACAACUAAUUGCUGUAAAGCACCAAGUGCUUUCAACACUUCAUAACAACUUCCAAAUAUUUAUUAGUGCAUUUAAAUUCUUAGCUCACUGGGUUUCUUUAUGGUAAAAAUAUGGAAAGAUAGUGGACUACCUGUGUGAAUCAUUAACACACAUUGUAUAUCUCUCUUUGAAUGUCAUUUAAAAUAAAAAAGUGAGUUUUAUACAUUGUUUCUUGUCACUUUAUACCUACAUUGGACAUUUGCUUUACUUGGAACCCAGUGUAAUCUCAUGACUGUGGCUGUGACAAAGUAAACAAAACAAAACA